AUGAACAGAUGCAAUUUGGACACUGGGUGGUUCAAACUGAAGGAAGCAAGGACAAACGAUAGUCCUGAAAUGCAGCUGACAAACAUCACAGCUUUAGAUAUUUCAGCGGUCUUAAAAAGGGCAAGUAAUUGGAAAGCUCCAGGUCCAGACAUGGUACAUCCAGCGCCUUUGCCUAUUCAUCUUGUCAAGGACGCGGCUAUAUUUAAAGUCAUCGGUGUUGAUUUUCCAGGUCCUGUUUACUUGCGCGGUCAGAAGAAGGCUUGGAUAUGCCUGUAUACGUGUGCUAUUUAUAGAGCAGUUCACCUGGAAUUGGUGAGCUCUCUGUCAACCAACGAUUUUUUAGCUAGUUUUCGUAGAUUUUUAGGAUGCCGUGGUAGACCGACUAUUGUCUUAGGAAAAGCGUGUCUCACUUACGAAGAAAUGUAUACGGUGUUAUGUGAUUGCGAACUGACUUUAAAUUCACGUCCUCUAACCUAUGUAUCGGAGGAACCGAGCGAUCUCAAGCCGUUGACUCCCGCAAUGUUCUUGCAUGACAUCAUACAAAGUGAAAUGCCAGAUCUUGACAUAAUUAACAGACUUGAUCUUAAUCUCGAUACCAACGUAAACAAGAGAUCAUGGAAUCUUUAA
Belonocnema kinseyi is the source of this 627-nucleotide messenger RNA. RefSeq lists its product as uncharacterized. The coding region runs from base 1 to 627 and encodes 208 amino acids. Gene Ontology annotation, molecular function: nucleic acid binding. The transcript is spliced from 2 exons. Lineage: Eukaryota; Metazoa; Arthropoda; Insecta; Hymenoptera; Cynipidae. The record is from RefSeq and is a predicted model, not a curated record.